Ficedula albicollis (Collared flycatcher) is the source of this 4499-nucleotide messenger RNA. It is a transcript of the gene MOGAT1, whose product is annotated as monoacylglycerol O-acyltransferase 1. Gene Ontology annotation, biological process: triglyceride biosynthetic process; diacylglycerol biosynthetic process. Bases 33 to 1037 code for a protein of 334 amino acids. Gene Ontology annotation, cellular component: endoplasmic reticulum membrane. The transcript is spliced from 6 exons. NCBI's taxonomy places the organism in Eukaryota, Metazoa, Chordata, Aves, Passeriformes, Muscicapidae. The record is from RefSeq and is a predicted model, not a curated record. Gene Ontology annotation, molecular function: diacylglycerol O-acyltransferase activity.
GGUCCGUGCCUCCCGCGCAGCUCUCCGGCAUCAUGAAGGUCGAGUUUGCCCCCAUCAAUAUUCCCCUAAAGAGGAGGAUCCAGACAGUCGCCGUGCUGCAGUGGAUUUUCUCCUUCCUCCUGCUGGCAGAGUUUUGCUGCGGAUUCUUCGUGAUCCUGAUCCUGGGCAACUUCUGGUUCCUUGCUGUUCUGUACCUGCUGUGGCUCUACCUGGACUGGGAAACACCAUGUGCUGGGGGCAGACGGUCCCAGUGGGUCAGAGGCUGGACUGUCUGGAAGUACUUCAGGGAAUAUUUUCCCAUUCACCUUAUAAAAACUUCAGAACUGAACCCAAAUCACAACUACUUACUUGGCUUUCACCCUCAUGGGGUCCUGGUAGCUGGAGCCUUUGGAAACUUUUGCACCGAUCCUCCUUUCAAAAAUUUAUUUCCUGGGCUUACUCCAUAUCUUCAUAUCAUGCCCAUCUGGUUUGGCUGUCCCUUCUUCAGAGAAUACAUAAUGAGUGCUGGAAUGGUUUCUGCAUCCAAGGAAAGUGUCUCACAUGUGCUGAGCAAUAAAGGAGGUGGCCAUGCAUCCGUCAUUGUGAUUGGAGGAGCAGAGGAAUCUCUGAAUGCACAUCCUGGAAGUCUGACCUUGAACAUCCUCAAGAGGAAGGGCUUUAUUAAAAUGGCCCUGAAACAUGGGGCUCAUCUGGUCCCAGUGUUUUCCUUUGGUGAAAAUGAACUGUUCAAGCAAGUUGCAAACCCCAAAGGUUCAUGGCUCAGGAAUGUACAGGAGAAAUUACAAAAGAUAAUGGGCUUUGCUUUACCACUAUUUCAUGCUAGAGGAGUGUUCCAAUACAGUUUUGGAUUAAUACCUUACAGGCAACCUAUUCAUACAGUUGUGGGAAGCCCCAUCCCUGUAAAACAGAACUUGAACCCCACCACUGAAGAGAUUGAUGAGCUACAUGCAUUGUAUCUACAGAAACUAAAGAAAUUAUUUGAAGAACACAAAAGCAAUUAUGGCAUCCCUGCACAUAAAUCUCUCAUCUUCGAGUAGCAAAUUACAAUUUGUAAUUCUGAAUCUCAUGCAAAGAAACAGUGUCUGCUGAAAGAUGUCUUUCUUGCAAUCCAUAUUUUGCAAUCUGUAAUUAUCCUUAUGUAAGGAAAACUUUUAAGAAGGGAUUAUUAGAUGAUUUAUUGAUUUUUAUCUUAUUCUUGGGCGGUGGGAUCAUUGGGAUGUAAGCCUCGAAUCCAGUGCUGUUUUGAGUUGCCCUUUUAGGUUCAUGUGUGCCAGAAAUGCAAGUGAGAGACUCCACUCAGGUGUUCUUACCACCAUGGUACCUACCCACAGCUUGAGCACAGGAAAUUGCCAUAGCAUGAGAUCAGUAGCAGAAGUAUAAACCCAAGAAGUCUUUGAUUAGAGGUUGAUUUACCAGCACUUAUCAAACAUGACAUCAGGUUGUUCUCUGAACAUCAGAAACCCUGCUGCUCUUCCACAGGAAUGAAGGUUUAUGUUUUCAGCAGAUGACUACUAAAAACCAUUUGCAUGAGAAUUCAAGAAUAAAUAGGAGCCUUCAGCCCUGAAUAGGAUAUUGGCAAAAAUGGUUUGUCCAAGUCAUGGAGCAGAGCAAACUUUCUGUUUGGAGAAGAGUGUGUUGAAAUUUUUGUGUGCAUGUGUAUGCUGGAUGUUGGGAAGCACUGAAUGAUGUGACUUUUCUGGACAAUCUGUGCUCUGGAUCAUAAGUUUGGAAGAUGAAGCAGCUUUGGUAGUUUCAGCCUCAGAAGAGAUGGCAGGCACAGGACAGGAGAAGUGAGGGAAUCAUGUGAACUCUUCAUCCUGUGCAAGUUAAAAAUGAUCCUAUGUCAAGCACUUGCACAGAAGGAAAGGGAGCCUAAUUUGUUCAGUUCUGAAAUUUCCCCAAGGAAAGUGUACUAGAUAAUGCCUUUUUUUCCCCACUGACAGAUGUGGGGAAGUAUGUGUUAAGCUGGUGCUGCAGGGUGACACAGCUGCAGUGCCAAGGCAGUGUGAGCAUAGGUCUAGGGUGCAGCAAGUUAAGAGGAUGCAUUAUAAAUAAAGCAGGUGCCUGACUUUGAGAAAAGGUUUAUCCUAAAUGUGGAUAUCCACUACAGGAAAGGAAAAAAUCUUAGCCAAACUAUUUUUCAGUGAAAAUGCCUAGGUCUUGGAGAUUAUUGUGUAUGUAUGGAAAGAAUUGUAAUAUAUUACUGCAUUUUUAUGAGAUAAGUUCUUGUAUUUGUACGUGCUUUCUGUCUGCCUACAGACUUUGCAGAUUUGAUGUUAGUGAAGACUUUGCUCUGCUUUAAGCAGUUUUGGUGCCUGAAUAUUAUAUCAGUUAGGUGCUCUGACAGGUCAUGCGUGGGCUUGUCAGGCAGCCUGGUCAUCUUCAGUUGGCUCAGUUGAGCACUGAAGUGCUCCAGGAGCAGCAGCAUUGGAUACAUCAUGUAUUUGAUGGGCUGGAGGCUCUUAGAAGAAACACAGCUGGGGCUUUGAGAACAAGGUAGAACUCUGGAAAGAGAACAUCUCAGCAAGAUGAAGGUGUUUAAAGAAAAGAGUGGAAGUUACUUCCAUGCAAUGAACUCCAACUGAACCAACGCCCCAAAGCCAAACAAGUACUUGCCAGACAGAAUAGAUUUAUGUUCUCCAAAAAACCCUCCAGCAACAAAUUGGUUCCCUAAAGAGGGCUCUUCCUUCUAGUGCCUGUUUGUCAUCCGGAUGUAAACAACACUGAGCCAACACUGAGUCGUGCUCUCAUUUUCUCUACAAUGACACAACCAUUCUGGGAGCAGGGCUGGAAUUUGCAGUGCCUGAAGGAGCACCUCUUCCCUGACAGCCUGCUGUCAAUGUGUCCAGAAUUCACCUCUACCUGAGCUUUCCUGGUGCCACAUGUGCUUGCCCUUCCUUCCCAUGCCUUUGCUGAUCACUCAUGAUCACUGUGGUGUGACCUUGCUUCCUCACUUUCUGCCCACCCUUCCCUGGGUUGAGCUCUCCAUUCUUUAUUGCAUGGAAAAUACUGAGUGGUGGCUCAUCAUUCAGCAAAAAUGGGGUUUAGGAGCAGGGUUUGAGAAAAGGAAGCACUGUGUCUGUGUAUGUUUGGCACCCAGCUUAAGAUCAGGACUGUUUCACCUCUGGAAAGAGCAUGUUUCUAGGGAGGUCAGACAUGGCAGGUUUGUUACCGGGGAAGAGGUCUCAGGGUCCUGAGGAUUGUGCAAAGUGAUGAUCCUUGAGCAGUUGCUUUUUCUUAACCAGCUAUGUGAAAUUUCCUUUGGAUGUGACUCUUUGUUGCCUACCCUAUGAGUAGUGAGGAUUAUUCAUGAAAGAAGAAUUUGGAAUCUAUGUCAGACUGUUCUCUCCUAGAUCACCUGCUCUAAUGAGAUAUUUCCUCUCAUUCUCAGCCUGUUCUUUUUCCAUUACCUUAAUGAUACAGAAGAUCAGGCUGUAAAUUUAAAAAUAUUGGCAUUAGGUUGAAUAUGGAAAGUAACAAUGCUUUUUUGUUGUUAUUGUUGUUGAUUGAAUUAAUCAAAACUUCUAGGGAAUAUGUGGAUACUGAUUCUGGGACAAUAUCUGGUCCAAAGGGUACCCUAUAAACAGGCUUUCCUCUAAAUUCUGUAAGGAAAUUAUCUGUGGGCUCUUUGUACCAUCUGUAACUGGCUCAGGUAGGACAAGUAGGGAUUGUGUUGCUAUGGCUACUAAUAUUGUCAUUGCUGUAUAACAAUGGAGAUGGUAAAAAGCCCAAAAACUAAAAAACCCAACAAAAAAUAACAAACCAACAAAAUCUCCAAACAACUCAAAUAGUCAUUGUUGCUCAGUUACCACUACAUAUUGUUUAUGAUGGUCCUUCCAAACUACCUUUUAUUGACCAAUUGUCUAUUGUACCCAGGACUAUUUUAAAAUAGAACUUCUGUCUCUAAACAUGAUAGACAUGAUGUCAUCUAAAAUAUUUACCUCUGUGUUAGUGUGUGGAUCUGUACAGCAGCCCUGCAAUCCUGAGCCUAAAGGUCAGAGCCCUGGCAGCCGCAGACCCGUUUUGGCUACCACAGGCACCAAUCCCAGCACUGCUGCAGGCACAAGGAGCAAGAGUCUUCAGCGGGAGUUCAUGCUGGACAAAGCAAGAGCAAGGAGCUGGCAGGAAUGGUGACACAGCCUCCCCCAGCUGCAACUGGAAGAGCUGGGCAGCACUCACAUUCCUGGGGGGAUGCCACACUGCCUGGGGCCUGCUUUGUGGGGUUUCUCUUUGUGCCUUUUAAUGCCACAGGAAUCCCAGGGAAGGCAGCCAUCCGUCAGCAGGAGAAGCUGUGCCUCUAAGCCCUGCCAGCACUGCCUCCCUGACACGCUCCUGUCUGUUCCCUCGUGUGGGAGUGAACACCUCUGUGCCAAAUUCCUGACAGAAAGUCAAUCCUCGAGUAUUUUUACUUUGUGAACUGCACAGCAGAGUUUACACUUUGUAACUUUUUAUGGUGCCUGUAAAAUAUGAAUAUCAGUUGUUUCAAUGAUAGCUGUGGC